Ipomoea triloba (trilobed morning glory) is the source of this 3350-nucleotide messenger RNA. RefSeq names its product putative late blight resistance protein homolog R1A-10. The transcript is spliced from 4 exons. Gene Ontology annotation, molecular function: ADP binding. Bases 151 to 3018 code for a protein of 955 amino acids. Gene Ontology annotation, biological process: defense response to other organism. The record is from RefSeq and is a predicted model, not a curated record. NCBI's taxonomy places the organism in Eukaryota, Viridiplantae, Streptophyta, Magnoliopsida, Solanales, Convolvulaceae.
UCUCUCUCUGUCUAAACUCUCAAGAAAAUUAAUAAACCAGCAUCAACAUGCAAGCUAGCUAUCAAAGUUGGAGCUAGGAGGGGCUGGCCGCUGUGGGAUUGAGGAGAAACUAAGCUCAUUAAAAGAAAGGGUUUUGAACUCACUAGGACAAUGCCUAACAUCCCAACAUCUCCCGGUUUUGAUGAAAUUGUGGUGGGAUUUGAGGAUGAAACUGAAAACAUAACAGGCCUGCUGAUUAGAGGACCAAAAGAGCUAGAUGUUGUAUCGAUUACUGGUAUGGCUGGGCUCGGCAAGACAACUCUGGCCAGAAAGGUGUUUUACCAUAAACCUGUUAUUGAUUGGUUUCAUUUUCGGGCAUGGUGCUGUGUCUCUCAAGAAUAUGACAAGAACCGUGUAUUCCAUGAAAUUUUUAGUCAAGUUUCAGACGAUAUGAGUAAGGAUGAUACAGAUGAAGUGCUGCUUGAAAUUUUAAUGAAAAAGUGCAAAGAUGAGCAAAGCUGGGUUGAUACUGCUGAAGCCCUACGCAUGGCCCUACGGGGGAAGUGUAAAGGCCACAAGAUUAGGGAUGAUACGACUGAAGUGUUGUAUGAAAGUUUAAUAAAAAUGAGCGAAGAUGAUAACAGCUGGAAAAAGAUAUCUAGUACACUGCACGAAAGCAUAAUGGAGAAGUGGGAAAACACCAAGAAUUGGGAUGAUAUUGCUAAGCCGUUGUAUGAAAGCUUAAUUGUGAAUUUUGAAGACAAUAAUGAAAUGUCUCCCAAAUUCCCAGUGGAAAGGCACAAAGACAUUAAGAUGUGGGAAGACAUAACAAGUGUGAUAAGCCAAAGCAAAAUUGUAGACAAAAAAGACAUUAGGAGAACAGAUGAUGAAGUUGGGAAUUUGUUCAAAAGCCUACAAGAUCUAGCUGAGGUGUUGUUCAAAAACAUGAAUGAAAAGUGCCAAGGGAAUGACAGUUGGAAAGAAAUGCUGGAAACAUUAUUCAAAAGCUUAAAUGAUAUAGUUGAAACUUUGCUCAUAAGCUUAAAUAAGAAAUGCAAAGACAGUAAAAGCUGGGAUGACAACAUAGCUGAGAAGCUACGCAAGAAACUGCUAGGACAAAGAUACCUCAUUGUGUUGGAUGAUGUUUGGAGAAAAAAAGCAUGGGAUGAGUUAAGUAGAGCUUUUCCCUUGGGCGCAGAAGGAAGCAGAAUCAUCUUAACAAGUAGAGAAAAAGAAGUUGGAAAAUAUCCCAGGUCUGGUGCUGAUCCCUAUUCUCUUCGUUUUUUCACUACUGAAGAGAGCCAAGAUUUACUGCAGUUAAAGCUAUCUAAAGGGAAUGUUGGCCCUCCAGAGCUAAAGGAAUUUGGGAGACAGAUAGCAGAAAGAUGUGGUGGAGUACCUUUGGUGGUUGUUUUGGUAGCUGGUAUUCUACAAAAAAAGAUUGAAGAAAAAUACUUCUCGUGGAAUGAAUUUCUUCAAAGUUUAAGCUCACAUAUCAGGGGAGAUGAAUCUCGGAGCAUGGAUGUAAUAGCAUUGAGUUACAAGCAUUUACCUGAGCAUUUAAAGCCAUGCCUUCUUUACUUUGGGGCAUUCCCAGAGGACCACGAAAUUCCAGUCUCGAAAUUGAUACAGCUGUGGAUGGCUGAAGGGUUUGUGAAACACAUAAAAAAGAAGGUAUUGGAGGAUGAAGCAGAGGACUACCUGAAUCAUCUAAUUGGUAGUAACCUAAUAAUGGUUUCCACCAGGGGAUACAAUAAUGGCAGUGUCAGAACAUGCCGUAUUCAUGAUCUGGUAGGUAGCUUUUGUCUGACAAAAGCCGAGGAAGAUAAAUUCUUGAUGCAAACAGACAGUGAAAAAACCAGCCCACAUUCGGAAUUGACUUCUACUUAUGAUCGGUUUUGUUUGCUUAAAAGGAAUGAUAAAUAUCUUUCUCCUGAUUCAGCUACGUCACUUAAUCCUAGUCUUGGCACACUUUUGUGCUUUUCAUCACAUAAUCCUAACCUUGGCACACAUUCCCUCUUUGCAUCGGAGGUGGAUCCUUCCUCUGGUUUAUGGGUAGCUAGCACAUUCAAACUUGUGAGAGUACUGGACUUGGAGUCCGUAUUUGUGGGCAAAUCAUUUUUGUCCAUGGUGGAGUUUCUCCUUUGUUUAAGGUACCUUGCUGUUUGUCUAAAAGGUUGUGGUUCAGUUCCACAGCCAUCUCUAGAGCGUCUUCACCAUCUAGAAACAUUCAAGGUGAAAUCAAGUGUGGAUUUGCAUUUAUCAUCCAUGAUUUGGAAUUUAGAGGGUUUGAGACAUUUGCAUAUAGAUCACUAUUGUCAUUGGUGCCUCUACUAUGGGGGAAAUUUUUUUAGUAUACCCCCGAAGCCUUUAAAUCUCCAAACCUUUUCCGUCCCGAUCCUAUUCGCCUCACGCAAGGAUGAGGAUCUGUUGAGGAAGCUUCCUCAUCUCCAAAAACUUAGAUGCAGAUUUUCAACAUCAUGGUAUAUGAAUUGCCAUAGAUUCCCUGAGUUGGGAUUUCUUGAUCAACUUGAAUCUCUGGAAGCAUGUUACACCAGUGACCAUCUGAAUGCACCAAUCUCCUCUGUGUUUGACUUUCCACCAAGUCUCAAGGAAUUGACACUCCACAAGUUUCGCCUGCCAUGGGAUAGCAUUUCAGUAAUUGCCACGCUGCCCCGUCUUGAGUCUCUUGAACUGUUCUCAGCAUUUGAUGGUGAGCAAUGGGAUGUUGAGGAAGGGAACUUCCGCGAACUCAAGUUCUUGAGAAUAUGCGAAUCCAGGAUUGUGAGAUGGAAUGCCACUGCUGAAUCUUUUCCCAAACUUGAGCGACUGGUUUUGGCAAAAUGCAGGCAUCUUGAAGAGGUGCCAUCUGAUUUCCAAGAUAUUAUUACUCUACAAGUAAUUGAAAUUGAUCAAUGCAACAGCUCUGUCGCUCGCUCAGUCAAGAAAAUUCAGGAAGAAAUGGAGGCACUGGGAAACGAGAACCUAAAUGUUCGCGUACUAAAUUCUGAUCUGGAACUAGGAAACUGGUACUUGUAACAGGCUCUGAAAACUGGAUUUAUUGAAUGGUUUCUCUUCGAAUUGAUGAGCACAGUCAAUCUGCUACAGAUGAUAUUCUGCAUCAAGGAAAGACAUGAAACUUCCACGUACUUCUGGUUUGGUACAUUGUACUUCAGUGUCUUCAAACUUUCAAGUAUUAUAAUGUUUGUGUAUGUGUUAUUUGAGGCAUUUAUGUUCUGUGUUUUUAAGGAUUAAUGUUUGUGUUUGUGUCAUUUGAGACAUUUAAUGUUCUGUGUUUUUAAGCUAGGAUUAAUGUUUGUGUCAUUUGAGACAUUCAUGUUGUGUGUUUUUAAGGAUCCAUGGAAUAAGUG